UAAAAAAUUCUGAAUUGAUAGCAAAUACAUUGGGAUUUCCUCGCAUUUCAAAUGCACAGUAAAAAAAAAUCUGCGUCACGAUAAAUUGAAAAAUUAAUGAUUAAAAAUCGCUGUUGCAACCCAAUAACGAAAAAAAUAUUUGAAAAGCGUCGAAACAGUUUAGAGAGGAGUUUCUUGCUCAUUAUUAUUAUUGACGCUGUCGGCAUUUACCUGGGACUCCUAGGAACCAGUUUGGACACCGAAAAUUACAGGCUCUUGCGGUGCGAGCCUCCGAGGCUCAUUCGAACCGCCGCUUUGAAUAGGAUAUUGGCCACUUGGAUUGAGAUUAUCAGGCCCAUGUUCUGGUUCGUGUUUUGCAACGGUCAUUUCAACAAUGGCAAUUCUCAGGAAAAUCCACACCAGGAAAAAUAUGGUUUUAUUUUCAUCAGGAAUCCGUCAUUAAUGUUCAGGAAUUUACCCUCAAUUACGGGAGUUUCUCAAGACUGGUGAUUUGACAGUAAUUUUAAGCCAGUACGUGGAAGAGAUGAACAAAGUGGCUAGGUGCGAUGCAGGAUGUUUCGGUUGGGACUCGUGAUGGAAUUGCCGAAGAAGUGGUUGGCGGUUGGAGAAGUCAACUCUUGAAAAAAUAAGAUAAAAAUGGAGGUGGUAAAGGAGAGAAUGCAACGACAAGACGACACCCCGUCCAUCUAUCAGAGAGGCGUAUGUGGUUAGUCUGACUCGUGAUCUGAAAUCAAGAGUGAAGACGUCGAGGUAUGUUUGAUUACCUUUAUCCGCAGUUUUAACAUUCCUGCUUCCGAGUGGAAGAUUUUUUAGGUGAAUUAUUCCGCGAUUCCAGCGAAAACUUGAUUAUUUGAAAAUUUAAAAAAUCGUUCAGGGAAUUUAUUUGAGUAAAUUAAUUAUUUUAUUGAAAUGCGAGCCAUCGCCGACACUCGCCCCACCAUUGGCCGAUCCUGAGUAAUUCACGUGGAAAAUGGCUUUUGUUGAAAGCACAUACGAAUGUAACUUCUAGUCAAAGUCAUUAGAAAUCAUUAGAUCCAUAAAUAACGACAAAUUGACCAACAAUUUUCUUCCAGUUCGUCUCUCCUUUCUAUUCCUAAUUAAUCUUAGUAAAAAAAUCAGUUCCCAUGUGCUCCAGAGGCCGUCCUAAAUGAUACAGAUGAGUUGCUCGUUUUCACAUGGCCUGAGAAUCCUCCGAAAUACCCCAGCAUCAAGUUGAAGGUCACUAGCUAAAACACGAACCGGCUGUUUUACACUUGCGCCGGUUACAGUGGACGUGAAUGCCAACGUGGAGCUGUGGUGAAAUGUUUAAAGGGUCCCUGGACCGAGCCAGUGUUGGCUGGCCUUGCAUACCAGACGUACUCAAUGAACCCAAGAGAGCAAAGGGGACGAGGAAAGAAACGUUGCCAAGAGUAUUAAUGAACCGACGUCUCUCUUUCCUCCUUUCCUUCAUCCCUCUCUCCCUUUUCUCAUUCGUAAAGUUCCGAGAUUACGCGAUGACAAGUUUUUUUUUUCAGUUUUUUAUUCAUUAUUUUUCAAUCUCUCCAGUUAUAUUAUUGAAGUCCAAAUCAUCAAGUGUUUUGCAAAAUUAAUUUGAAAAUUAAUGGUGAUAACUUUGGGGCUCGCUGUCAAUGAAAAUGAUAGGGUGAAAAAUAGGGAGCCAAUAAUGCAGAAAGUAGGGGGCGGGGGAACAUGGAUAUUGUCUACGGAGGUUCACGAAUCAUUUUGUCAAUUUUAUGUCGCGAUCGGAAGUAGAACAGAAUUAAUUUUCCAAAAAUGUGAACAAUUUUGAUGAGCAGAGGGUUCCGGAUUUCGACGAUUACAAAAUUCAUGUCUUCAUCGCCGUAGGAUACAACAGGUGUCAAUAAUAAAAAAUACAACACCUGUGGACUAUGUGGGCACGCUUCCUACUCAACCCCUAGUUUCUUGACCGGACUUCCUCGAGGGGUGAGCCCUCGAAAUUAGUGGUGUCUUAAGACGGCGAUUGUGACCGCACGCACAAGAGGGAGGGGUCGGCGGUCUUGUGUGAUUCCGGAUGAUAGCAACUUCCUCAGGUUAAAAAACAUCUCGAAGCGAUUUUCCCCGGAUUUUCUCCCCCGACCCAACAGACAAACGGGAGAGCGAAGGAAACAAUGAGAAAAUAUCCUGGGAGAGCAUUGAGGGCGUAAGUGCACUUGAACAAUGAACGGGUGGAGCCCGCGGGGGGUUCGGACACCGCCUCAAAAACAAUUCUCCCCGGGGAAGAUGGACCUUGAAUGCACGAGGAACUGUGAAAAAAAUUAGUCAACAGUUUCGAAAUUUCGGCACUCGAGAAACACCUGGAGUGAAGGACCAUGUGAUAGGACAUUGUUCCUUGUCAGGGUCGAAACGACGGGGAUUUCCCUGGUCGUAAAACGUUCCAGGGAAAAUGACAACCGAAGUUGAAACCCCAAAUGUUCUUUGGCGCAGCCUCUGAAGUAGAUUUUUUUUUGAAGGAUUAGUGGGGUGGUGAAACUACUCGGCGAGUGGUAUGUUGACCAGACUUUCAGGAUUCUUUACAGAGGGCUGUAACCCAUAAACUUCAAACAGGUGGGAAAUUGCUCUUGUGCUGGUCCGAGUAUUUUUUUUAAGACUCAAAUGUUCCUCCCGAGCGGUACGUGAACAGGAAUUUUUGACGAAAAUUUAUCAUACCAUUCACUAAAAGUGAACAUGAAUAUAUAAAUAAAUCGUAACAACUUAUUGACUCCCUAUUUAAUUGAUUAAUUGGUUAUUGAGAUUUUUUUAAUUUAGGUUUUGUUCAUUCAAUACCCUGACCUCUUCAUUUUCAAAAAUUCCCAAAGCGGUCUCUUCAGCUCAUUUUAUCUCAUUGUCAGCUUCAACUUCAUCAACAACGUUGACAUGCCUCGGGCAUCGGUUUGUACCACAAAAGGUACCUCUCGUACACCACCGGAAGAAGCUCAAUAGGAAUAAUUCAAUGUGUGUGUCUUAAUUUCCCCCUUCUCCCCCUUACGCUCAAGGACAAGAGCUAUCCCACGCGAUUCAGUUUAACGCAUCUUCAACAACGAGUUUCAGAUUUUUCUAUAGUGGUACCGAGUGGAUCAAGAUCACGUUGAACUGUGGAACAAGACCACUGGAAUCCUUAGGACGCUUUACUCACUGGGCCGAAUCCCACGCACCCACGUUGCUUCAUUCAUGGGGUGAAGUCUACUGAAGCGUCAACAAAAAAAAAAAAUCUUCAAGUCUGAGAAGUUCGUGGGAAUCCCCCGGCGAUUUUUGCCUGUAGCCUGAGAAAAAUUUUGUUGACAGAAUUGUUUACAUCAUCCCCUGGAGUCCACGGGCUUCAGUAACUCUAUACUCGUUUCCCGGGAUU
This is a messenger RNA of Diachasmimorpha longicaudata, 3346 nucleotides long. RefSeq lists its product as uncharacterized. NCBI's taxonomy places the organism in Eukaryota, Metazoa, Arthropoda, Insecta, Hymenoptera, Braconidae. The transcript is spliced from 3 exons. The record is from RefSeq and is a predicted model, not a curated record. The coding region runs from base 97 to 489 and encodes 130 amino acids.